GGGGAUUGAGCUAGUCGCAUAACCGGAGCUGAAACAAUUUGAAGAUAAAUUAAAACUAGCUCUUUAUACCACUAGCUGUGGCCUUUGGCAGGAUGUUAGAAUGGCAAGUGGCCCUGGCUUGCCGGACAGUCUGGUGCUGGAAAUCUUCCUGCAUCUCCCUCAUAAGGCGGUGUUGAGCGCUGGACUCACUUGCCAUCAGUGGUUUGCAGUGUCUCGGGAUGAGUUUCUCUGGAAGGAGCUUUUCUACAGCUACUAUCGCAUCCCACGCACUGUGCCUCGACACCCAGCGGCUGUGUCGUGGUACAGGGAGUUCAAGCGGCUAUAUGACUGCAUCCCCUGUGUAGAGGUUCAGACUUUAAAGGAGCAUCAUGAUCAGGUGCUGCAUUUAGCCUUCUCUCACCGCGGCCAUCGAUUUUCCUCCUGUUCCAAAGACUGCACUGUUAAGCUUUGGGACACCGAGCAGUCCGAUGGCACCAUCUCUCUGGUUCACAGCUGCAGCAUGCGACAGUAUAACUGGGGCUACACUCAGUUCUCUCAGUUUAACGCUGAUGACACACUCCUGCUGGUGUCAGGGGUCUACCUGGGCCCACAUCACUCCUCCGCUGGAGAGAUUGCAGUCUUCAGUUUGGACAACUACACUCUGCUGUCCCGUGUGAGAAAUAAACCCUAUGAUGUGUUUGGCUGCUGGCUGAAUGAGACUCACCUUAUUUCUGGUAACCUGCAUUGGAUUGGCAACAUGACUUCCUGCUCGGUGCUCUGGCUCAACAAUGCCUUCCAGGGCAUUGAGUCAGAAAACGUGAAUGUGGUAAAGCGUCUCUUUAAAAUCCAAAACAUAAAUGCCAGCACCAUCCGCACUGUGAUGGUGGCCCACUGCCGUCGACACGACUCCCCUGACCUUCUUUUGGACUAUGAAGCUCAGGCCCAGCGGACGCAGCAGCACCAGCCUCUCUUCUUUGAUCUGGGAAAUACAGACAGUGAAGAGGAGGGUGAAGAUGAUGCGGAAGAGGAGCGAGGAGAAAAAAGAUUAGCAGCACAUCUGCCCUCAUUGAAACCGUCUGGGCUGCAUCAUGUUUUACAUGGUUGUCAGAGCAUAGCCACUCGUGAGCGAGAGUUAGAGACGAAGGUGGCCAGGCUGAUGGGCAGCAGACGCACCAAAGCUCCUGAACUAAAUCUGGUGUCUCCUUCAAAUGUUGGAGAAGGAGAGGACAUGACCUAUCUGCUCUUCACCACUGGCAGCCUCACAUAUUCCCCUCACCAAAUAGGUAUCAAGCGGAUUAUGCCUGAUCAAAUGACAACAUGUGGUCCUGUCUUGGGCGAGGAGCGCAGUUCUGAGGAAUUCUUUGACUCGUUGGAUCAUGUGAUCGACAUACACGGCCACAUCAUCGGCAUGGGGCUGUCACCUGACCAUAGGUACUUGUACGUGAACAGUCGAGCAUGGCCAGCAGGCUGUGUGAUCUCGGACCCCAUGUCCCCUCCACCAAUCGCAGAGGAGAUAGACCUGCAUGUGAUUGAUCUUAAGAGUCUGAGGGAGGAGCGCCGCAGCCUUCGAGCUCACCGGGCCUUCACACCAAAUGAUGAGUGUUUCUUUAUCUUCCUCGAUGUCAGCAGAGACUUUGUCGCCAGUGGUGCAGAGGACAAGCACGGUUACAUAUGGGACAGACACUACAAUAUCUGCCUAGCGCGCCUGCAACACGAUGACGUGGUCAACUCAGUGGCCUUCAGUCCAGCAGACCAGGAGCUGCUGCUUUCUGCCAGCGAUGACUCCACCAUCAAAGUGUGGCGGUCACCGCGCAUGGUGCGCCUCAGCCAGGCCCCCCGACCCCCAUCUCGCGCUCACAAACUGCUUUCCUCCUUGCUCGGCCACAGAAGUAUUAACGUAAACGGUAAGCCCUGACCAUCACACCGGCGCAUUUAUAACAAAACCCUAGAGACUGACACUCCGUGAGCAGAGAAGGUCAUGUGUGAGGUCAAGAAAUUGAGGAUGGGGAGGAGGAAGAUGCUUAGUGGCACUAUUAAAGAAUGUACUGUGAUCUACCAGAUCCCUGAAAGAUGAAUUGAGAAUCAGUUUUUUUAUUAAACGUCACCACAAAUGGAUAAAAACAUGGAAGGUGAACAUCAAUGGGAUGCGACUCCAAGAGCAAAGAAACAAGAAUAUAAAGAAAGAUAUUAAGGGAAAACUAUUGUUUACACUGCAGAAAAUGCUUUUCUGACUGAUUUUUUUUGUCUUGUUGAUGUCCAAAUAUAAAAAAAAUAUUAAAUCAAGAAUAAUUGUCAAGACAAGCAAAACAUAUUGUCUUGUUUUAAGAAAUAAUAUGCUAAAAUGAAGUGAGUUUGUCCCUAAAACAAGCAAAAUAAUCUGCCAAAGGAGUAAGCAAAUUAAUAUUAUAUCAAAAGGAAAAACAAUAAUAUUUUGCUUACCCCAUUGGCAGAUUAUUUUGCUUGUUUUAAGGAAAAACUCACUUAAUAUUGGCAUAUUAUUUCUCAAAACAAGACAUUAUGUUUUGCUUACCUAUAAAAUGCUUCUUGAUAUAAGAAUUUUUAGUUAUUUGGACUAGAAACAAAACAAAAACUCUUUUUUUGCAGUGUAUUUGAUAUAUUAUGUUUCAUUUUAUAACUCCCUUAGAGUUACAGUUGAUUUUAAAUCAAUUCAGCUGAUUCUGGAUCUGGUGGGAGCCCUUUUACCUCAGCUUAGCAUAAAUAAUUGAAUGAGAUUAGACUGUUAGUGUCUUACACAAAAAUGACAUUUAAAUUGAUCCUCUGUUGUUAUAUUGUGUACUGAGGCUAACGGAAAAUGAGAAGUUGAUAUCUUCUUGGCCAGUUUAGCUAUUCUCUCUUUAGGAAAUUUGCUCUAUAGUUUCUACCCAUAUCCACCUAGAAAACAACAACUUUUCUUAUUAAUAAUAGAAUAGUCGAGCUUCAAAAAAAAAUAUUGAUGAUUUUCCAGCAAGAUGCUAACGGUCUAAUCUGAUUCGAUGUUCUAAGCUAAGCUAAACAUGUUCCACACCAGACCGGAGAUCAGCUGAAUGGAUUCAAUAAUGGCAAAACUCUAGGAGAGCUGUAAAAGGAGCCAUAAUAUAAUAAAAGAAUAGUUUCCAAAAUAGAGCGUUCCUUUAAGGUUAUUUUCACACGUGUGCAGUUGUUAAAACUAGUUAACUGUUUUGAUUGCGUGAGCAUGACUGCACAUUUUUAACAUUUAUUUUUUCUCAGCGCCUUGUUUAAUAUGUGUUAAUAAAAUACUUGAUGGUCUGAAGAACAAGAAUGUGAUCAAAUCAUUCAAAUAUUCACUAAUGGAAAACAAACCUACAGAGGAACAAUGAUGUGUCAUAGCUUUGGUUCAGUUUGACAAGCUACAGAAUGACAAUGCAAGUGUUUACAUCCGAGGUUUUCCAACUAUGCCUUUAUUAAUGAAAUGAGUUGUGUAUUUUGGCAUACAGGUAAUAUAUUGACAAUUCCAAAAACAGUAAAAGCCUACUUGUUGAACAUUUAGUCAUUGUCUGCUUCAUACAAUCACUUUGUUUUAACAAUGCACUGUUGCUGUGCUUCUGUUAUGGUGGCAGGGUUUUUUUUAUAUUUAAAGGGAUAGUUCAGCCAGUCGUUAUUUAUUCUCCCCCUUGUGGUUUUAAACCAUGGCGUUGAACACAAAAGUAGACAUUUAUUGUCUUCUUUUGUGUUAAGAAGAAAGAAUAGGCUUUUAAAAAGUGAAGGGUGACAAUAUUUGCAGUUUGGAUUGUCAAAACCACCAAAAACCAGAAGAAAAGCUCUGGUUGACUGUACACUAUUUCCUUCUCCAUGAUCAAUUUUAUUAUACAACCUAAUGUAGCUGUUACUGAACACAAAAUAUCAGGCAUGUUUAAAGGGAUAGUUCAUCCAAAAAUAAAAAUGAACCCACUGUUUCAUCCGAGAAAGCUGAAAACCUGUAGCCAUUGACUUUCGUAGUAGGGUAAAACAGAUACAAUGGAAGUCGAUGGUUACAGGUUUCCAGCUUUCUUCAAAGUAUCUUUAUUUGUGUUCAACUGUAGGAAAAAAUGGAGCAAGUUAACAGUGAGUAAAGGAUGAUUUCAAAAGAAUUGAACGUUUUUGGUGAACUAACCCUUUAGCUCACACUGUUUACCAGCCGUAAAUAUUCAGCAAAGGUGCUCUUCAAAGGUUGUUAUCUCUGAUGUCAUGAAAUGCGCCCCCAUAUAUGAAGCUCAUCUGUAUACUGGUCAAUCUGUUACUCGUGUGUAAGUGUGUUUUUGUAAUGGCUGCGUCCGAUUUAUUAUUGAUUUCAAUUUGGUUGCUUAAUUUAUGUCUGAUCAUUGGAAUAAUUCAGUUAAUGUUUAGUUUCCUGCAUUUGUCUGUGCGGUUGUAAGUACAUCAGUUUUGCUUCAAUGAACCUGGUUCUCUGUUUGAGCUUGUGAAUCGGAUUUUCCCAGCCGACCUUUGCUUGUUCGGCAUCGUUAGAUUUUGUAGAAUUGUGAAAUGUGUAAAAUUGAUUUGAUCUAUUAAACACUUUUCUUUUAUCA
Danio rerio (zebrafish) is the source of this 4505-nucleotide messenger RNA. It is a transcript of the gene fbxw5, whose product is annotated as F-box and WD repeat domain containing 5. The record is from RefSeq and is marked validated. Gene Ontology annotation, cellular component: Cul4-RING E3 ubiquitin ligase complex; SCF ubiquitin ligase complex. Gene Ontology annotation, biological process: protein ubiquitination. NCBI's taxonomy places the organism in Eukaryota, Metazoa, Chordata, Actinopteri, Cypriniformes, Danionidae.